AUGAAUAUGCAGAACGGCUUGAAGGAGGAACUGAAUGAUAGGGUUAGAUCAGUGUGGCCAGCAUUGGCACCCGCCAGGGAAGCUACGGACCAACUGGCGGACCAAGAUUUUGUGCCCAUCAGUUCGGCUCAACAGUUCUUCCAGCGCUCUGUUACGCAGAAGAGAUAUGCGCAGACACCGCUGCCACGUCCACAAAGCUACUUGCUAUUAACAGACUCUUCGAAAGAUGCCUUCUAUCUUAACCGGCACACACGACAUCAAGCCGGUCUUCGCGAUUCCGACUUUAGAGAAUCGUACCGCCAUCAUGAGAAUAUAUAUCGAAAGCAAAGCAUAGACGAGCUGGUCACGUUAUGA
Necator americanus (New World hookworm) is the source of this 354-nucleotide messenger RNA. RefSeq lists its product as uncharacterized. Lineage: Eukaryota; Metazoa; Nematoda; Chromadorea; Rhabditida; Ancylostomatidae. The transcript has a single exon. The record is from RefSeq and is a predicted model, not a curated record. The coding region runs from base 1 to 354 and encodes 117 amino acids.